This is a messenger RNA of Brassica rapa (field mustard), 5949 nucleotides long. RefSeq names its product protein SAR DEFICIENT 1. The record is from RefSeq and is a predicted model, not a curated record. Gene Ontology annotation, molecular function: DNA-binding transcription factor activity; sequence-specific DNA binding; calmodulin binding. NCBI's taxonomy places the organism in Eukaryota, Viridiplantae, Streptophyta, Magnoliopsida, Brassicales, Brassicaceae. Gene Ontology annotation, biological process: regulation of salicylic acid biosynthetic process. Gene Ontology annotation, cellular component: nucleus.
AAAACUGAAAAUCAAAAACCAAAAUCUAAAAUUUAAAAACCAAAAACCAAAAUCUAAAACUAAAAUCUAAAAACCAAAAACUAAAACCAGAAACUAAUGGAAACAAUCAUCACCUAGAUUUUGAUCCGCGCUUGAAAAAUGCGAAACCUUGUAUUAGGAUACACAAUUCAUCCAUCAAUAUGGCAAAAUUAUAAAUCAAGGUGAAUUGAACCCAAGGGCAAUGGAGAAUGCACAAUCAAACAAAAAACAAUUAUAUGAGUUAAAAGUAAUGAUGUUGCUAGCUCAUCUUUUGUUGUGAUGUCCUACUUUUUCAAAAACAAUCAUGACCUUCCUUUUACAAAAUCCAAAACAAAAAGAAACUCCCAAAUUCGUUGUUCAAAUGAGUACCAUAUGAUGGUCUAAUAAAUUAUUGGAGAUUGUAUAGUAUAUUGUGAAAACAGUAGUGUAUAUUAUGAUUCGCUAGUUGAUAACAGUACUGGUUGAUAAUCGUAUUACUCAACGUAUUUUUAUAAAAAAAAAUAGUAAUGUUAGAUAGCUUAGAGUGAAACUCAAAACUAAUAUUCAAAAUUCAGCACAGAUUUUUGGAUAAAUUAACUUAAAAUAACCUUAUAAGUGGAAAGUUAUACGUAUCUUUAAUUGUACUUAUGAGGCUAUAUGACUACAUGUUUAAGAUUUACCAAUACAACGUCCAAAAUUAAAUACUUAAUCAAAAUAAAUUAUUACUUACACACUGUACAUAUAUAUUUUCAAAGCUUAUAUAUAAAGAAUGUGGCUUAGUAACAAAAAUUGCGAAGGAGAAAGGUACAUUCCAAGAAAGAAAGACAGUUUCAUAUAUUGUUCGGGAUCCCUAUAUUGUUUCAUUUAGACUCACGACUCUUCCUCACGCCCACUUACUCCAUUUCAUCUUUGGUUUUAAUCUCAUUUCAAAGCUAGAAAAUGGAAUAUACUCAAAAUCAUAAUGAAUUAAAAGUUCAAUUAGUAUGAAAAUGUCAAAAUCAACAAUCUACAGAGUUUUUUUAAUUAGCCACCCCAAAAGAGGAUAGCAAUUGAGAAAUGGACUUCUCAUCGAUCAGACUAUAUCAAUUUCAAUAAAUGGUUAUUGUUAUGUACUCUGAGUAAUGACUAUCAUGACAAAACCUAAGACAACCUAACUCCGGCCCGGUUAAUCCGGCGCCGGAGGAACCCUCCUUCCCUCUAAUCUCUUUUUAUUUUGCUCUCUACACCUUCGUUAUGUCCGUCUGCCGAGAUGCUCGUGUAUUCUGGGUUUAAGGAAACUCAUCUGAAGCCUAGAUUCAAGGAGGACAGUGGUGAAUCUCGACAAGAUCUGGAGUGACGGCGAGGCUUACGUGGCGGCGGUGGUGUGGAGAGUCUCGGCUUUUAGGAUAGCGGAGAAACCGGAUCUGUUUUUCCCUUUUUAGAUCUCUGGUGUUUCCGAUUUGGCGACGGCGCGUGAGCUUGUAAGACACCUCCUUUCACAUGGAUCUUGGCCCUUACGAGGCGGUGAGAUGUGAGGAGGAGCUAUAUGAAGUAGUGUCUUUGUAAAGAGGUUAAAAAAAAAAAAAAAAAAAAAAAGCUCUCUAGAAAAGGCGACGGGUUGAAAUUUCCGGGAGACGGAGGCUCAUUUAGCUCCGUCGACGCCGGCCCUUGUUUCCGGGAGGAGGAGGCUUCCUCAGCUCCUUUUUCGCCAGCUAUUGUUUCCGGGGCGCCAAAGCUUAUAUAGUUUGACGUCGCCGGCUCUCGGUGUUGAAGUUCCGUCGUGGGUUCGGGUUUGGGGACUGAUUUGGAUCCGGUUUUCUACGGUUGCGGUCUGGUACCGAUGGUAGAUCGGGGUGGUCCGUCGUGUUUGGUUUCCGUGAUUGCGGUUAAAGCUCAGAUCGUUAAGGUCUCGAUUUGUUCGAGGCAGCUCUCCGUGGCGAGAAGAAAGCGCAGUGGUUCCAGGGGAGGCUCGGUACUUUACGAGCUCCGGCGAGUCGAGAGAGAUGCUCCGACGAAGGUGCGAUGCGGCGGUGGUCAGGCCGAGGCGAAGGUGUCACGUGCAGCUUCAAUUGGUGGUCUUGAUGAGAUUUCGGUAUGUCCGAUGGAAGAUCUCAGUGGAGGACCGCCUUUGUUGUUGUGACCGUGCGCUCGUCUCCGGUGACACUCAUUUCAGAUUCCGGCGACGCCGUUUGCAUGGAGGUGGAAGGACAAAUGACCGACUGUGUCUAGGGUUUCCGCGGGAUGAUGGGCUUGGACUGGGCUCAAGCCCAUCUUGCUUUGUAUGUUUUUGUGGUUUUCGGAUUGGGCCUUGGGCCUUUGUGUCGGUUGGCCGUGGGCCUUUGUAAGGUUAAUGGGCUUUGUCUCUUUAUUUAUCUAAAAUUAAUUUGAGUAAAAAAAAAAAAAAAAAAUGACUAUCAUGACAAAGACUAUGAAACAAUACCAUAAAGCUUAUAACGCCUCCAAGAAUAUUUUGAAGUUAACCAAGUUGCUUUGGUCUAGUGGUAUAGGAGUUCCAGCUGGAGUGCCCGCCUCUGGGUUCGAACCUUGACCACUGCGGAAUUUACAUAUGGGCUGCAGCAUCCGAGACCGAAGACCGUUAUACGGUGAGCCACAUGGUGAUGCCCUGGCAGCGUUCAUGUUCACUUCGGUUUCUAGUCUGGACCACUUCGGUGGGGCCAGGAUAAUCGGUUAGCAAAAAAAAAAGAAUAUUUUGAAGUUAAGAAGAAAAAAUAAUAGUUUUGAUAGAGACUUAACAGAGUCGACUGAAAGCUAAAAGAACGACAAGUUUUUUUAGGAAGAAUGACGUUUGAAACUGACCCGACAAGAAACUACCCGAGAAGAACAAAUCAAUUCAACGAACCUUCUUUGAAAUGAUUCACUUUACCCUUUAUAUAUAGUUUAAUAUUGGUGUUACAAAAAAUAUAUAUAUAUAUAGUUUAAUAUUUAAUGAACCCAUAAGAACUUGGAUGAUAACUUUACUGACGCAAAACAUUCUACACUAAAAAACGAUUGCUAGUUACAAAAUUUAUGGUUAAUAGUAGCAAUCCAAUUAUUAGAAAAUAUUGGGAAAACCCCUACAAGAUAGGUCGAUGAAAUUAUUUCUGUAUAAAAAAGAGGUUAAUAACAUAUAUUUAUUUGCUUUAAAAAUAUAUAUCCAUAUAUUUCGGACGAGAAAACCAGAUAUAAUAAGUUUAAGUUAUUGCAAACUUUGUUUUUGACAUAAAAUAAAGAAGAAACAAAUCUAAACCGAACCUGUCUUUUUUUAUAAUUUUCAUAAUUUUCGGAUUAAGUAAUACAUGAAAUUACUAAAUAACUGAUUUAUCAUAUAUAUAUGACAUCUUGAUUUAUCAUGAGUAUGUUAACUUCUUUGAAAAAUGAAAAAGAAAAAAAACUCUUAAAUAGUAGUAAUAGAUUGUGUUUUAUAACAAAAUUAGCAUAAGAAGGAGAUUUCUAAUAUCAUUUAUUAAAGAUAAAAACAAAUACAUUUUACAUAUUUGAAUUUAAUAUUUAAUGAUUAGAGUUUAAAAUUUAGUAUUUAUAGAGGAUGAUAAUGUGAUUAAGGUGUAGGAGUUAGAGUAUUUUUUUUGUUAAAUAUUUUCUCGCGAAGAAUUUUGCGCAGAGUAAAAAAAAUAUAUUAUUUUUUUGGUACAACAAAUAUAUCUUUAAUUAAAUAUAAUUAAUUAAUCAAAAAUAAAUUUAAAUAAAAAUUGUUAGUUAUUCAAAAAAACAGAAAAAAUAUGUAAAGUAACAUUAAAAUUAGACUAACAAUAUUUUUGAAAUAGUAAAAUAGUGAAACAAUAUUUUUGUAAAACAGUGGAAGUAAAUGUAGUUUUAUAGAUUUUUGUCAGUUGGUGUUAGUUUUUGGAUAACUUUUAGAAAGUGUAAUUUUGAAACUUUGUCAAAAAAAAUCUUUAAAAAACGGACCUCGGAUCUAUCAGACACUCUCCACAAGAAUAAGUAAUCAAACUUAAUAUCAACCGUUAGAUAUAAACCCCAAAGUGGAUGAUCACAAUCAUCCACUUGUUAACACAUAAAACUUUCUCUUUUGGGGUUGACGUCAAAAGUCUCCCUAUAUAUGACGCUAUUAAAAGAAAUUUCGCUUCUACUUCAUUAUUUUGCCACUUGCCAGGUUAUUUCCUUUGUCGUUCUGCGAACUUUCUUUAUUUCCAUAUAAACCAACCAUAUAUAUCAUGUUGCCCCUUUAGAUUAUUAUCAAACAUUUCUAUCAACAGAAUAGAUCAACCCUAGAUUUGAUCGAAGCUCUCUCUCUCUCUAUCUAUCACUACACCUAUCCCAUGGCGGGGAAGAGAUUAAUUCAAGAUCAAGAAUCAGACCAAGAAAACAAAACGGAGAAACGGAUGAAAUCACUACCACUCUUUGGCUCUGUAUUUGGAGCAUUGAAUACUGAGAACACCAUGAAGAGCCUUUCGUCAGCCCUAGAGCCUGUUCUGAGAAAAGUUGUAAGACAAGAAGUAGAAUAUGGAAUAAGUAAAAGACUUCGAUCAUUAUCUCGGUCACCGUCGUUUUGUGUUGAAGCUCGGGAGAGUAUUGCUCCGACAUUAAAGCUAAUGUUUGCAAAGAAUCUAAAGAAACCAAUAUUCACGGGAAGUAAAAUCAUUGACGAGGACAACAAUCCACUUCAGAUCAUCCUUGUUGAUGACUCAAACAAUGAUCAUUCCAUCGCUCCGGUGAAUCUCGACCGUCGUCCGAUCAGACUAGACAUCGUUGCCCUUCAUGGAGAUUUUCCUUCGGGUGAUAAGUGGAGUAGUGAUGAGUUUGAUCGUAACAUCGUCAAAGAAAGGGAUGGUAAAAGGCCGUUACUUGCUGGAGAAGUAACUUUGACCAUGAGAAACGGCGUUGGAACUAUUGGAGAUAUUGAGUUUACAGAUAACUCUAGUUGGAUUCGUAGCCGAAAGUUUAAAAUAGGCGUGAGAGUUGCGAAAGGGAGUAGCGAUCAAGGCGUUGCGGUUUGUGAAGCGAUGACCGAAGCAUUUAAUGUAAGAGAUCAUCGUGGAGAAUUGUACAAGAAACAUCAUCCACCCAUGUUAGAAGACGACGUGUGGCGACUAGAGAAGAUAGGCAAAGAUGGGGCCUUUCACAAGAAGCUCUCUGCUGAAAACAUCAACACUGUUCAAGACUUUUUGAAGUUAUCCGUCGUUGACCUCGACAGACUCCGUCAAAUUUUGGGCCAAGGAAUGUCUGAUAAAAUGUGGGAUGUCACAUAUAAACAUGCUCGAGAGUGUACAUUAGGAAAUAAGUUAUACAUUCACAGAGGACCUAACAUUUUGUUGACCUUGAAUCCAAUAUGCGAAGUGAUGGAAGCAGCGAUCAAUGGUCAGGUGUUUUCCAAUGAAGAAGCGCUGAAUCAGCUCAAUAUUAAGAAGCUAGCUCGACAAGCUUACUCAAAGUGGGAUUUCUUAGAAGUGAUUGAAAGAAAAACGAACGAGGUUCCUCUUUUGACACAAGGUCAUACUAUGGACCAGCAAUAUGGUGCAAACCACUACCACAACAUUGAAAUCAACAAAUCGUAUCAACAAAACGGAUAUGCUCUAGAGAGAUCUCCUAACAAUUUGGAGAUGAUAAACGAAGGGUAUAUUACGACAACUCCAAUGGAAUUCGGUGUAUGUUUCAACGUUACCGGAUCUUCGUCCCAAAGUCAUAUGAACCCUUUCGAAAAUCCUCAUCUACGUUAGUAUUGGAACACGAAGCCUGUUGUGCCUUCACACGAUGGUUAAACUCUUUCCAAAUAAGGGUGUAAUUUAUUAUAUAUACAAUGGUGAAAACAUGGAUUAUAUAUAUAUAUAUGUGUAUCUGUAGAUCAUUGUUGUAUAGGAAUGUGUGAAAUUUCAAAAAGAGUAACAUUUUUAGCUGAAUGGUAUUAGAGUUGUUUACAUUUUUCAUGUUUUGACAACAUGAUGCAGUUGUUUUUUAACCAUUCAGAGUAUUAAUCAAAGUUUUACGUUUUACGUGUUU